This is a messenger RNA of Parathielavia appendiculata, 404 nucleotides long. RefSeq lists its product as uncharacterized. The record is from RefSeq and is a predicted model, not a curated record. Bases 102 to 344 code for a protein of 80 amino acids. The transcript has a single exon. Lineage: Eukaryota; Fungi; Ascomycota; Sordariomycetes; Sordariales; Chaetomiaceae.
UAUGGCUAUCCGCCACAGUACAGUACCAAAACAUCAUCGAACAUGACAGCGGUGUCUAAAAAAAGAGGUCUGCCGCGGCAUUAAUCCUACAUACAACCACAAUGCAACACUUAUUUUCCUUUCCACGGCCUAUAACGUCAUAUGCCCAGCCAGCCUACAUGUGCGAUCCGUUCCAUUCAUGCCUCAUCAUGGUCAGAAUGAGCAAGUAUAACUCAAGACGUAAAAGGAAAGCAACGAAUCAAAAGGAAGCGAAAAGCAGAGAAAGAGACGAAGACCCACCCAAAGUUCGCAGCGAGAUCCUUCACCCACUCGAAGAUCUCUUUUGCCCAACGCCACUGAGGUGACCACCAAACACCGAACCAACCCAUCAUCAUCCAUCUCCUAUGCUCCAAGCCCAAACCGAU